Marmota monax (woodchuck) is the source of this 8379-nucleotide messenger RNA. It is a transcript of the gene Cfap300, whose product is annotated as cilia and flagella associated protein 300. Lineage: Eukaryota; Metazoa; Chordata; Mammalia; Rodentia; Sciuridae. The record is from RefSeq and is a predicted model, not a curated record. The transcript is spliced from 7 exons. Bases 50 to 853 code for a protein of 267 amino acids.
GCCGCCGCGUCUCUAUGGAAACGGCUCCUUUCAUGCAGUCAUUAGCACGAUGGCGGCUGGGGAACCCGGGGACUUGGGCGGCUACUACUUCAGGUUUCUGCCUCAGAAGACCUUCCCAUCUCUGAGCGCCUCAGACACCACCAGCCGGCUCCGCCAGUGGUCCAUGCUGGGCAGAAUCAAGGCCCAGGCGUUCGGGUUUGACCAGACCUUUCAAGCCUAUCGGAAGGAUGAUUUCGUUAUGGCUUUUUUCAAAGACCCAAAUGUUAUUCCAAAUUUGCAGUUACUUUCAGAUUCUUCUGGACAGUGGAUUACAUUAGGAACUGAAGUGAAAAAAAUUGAAGCUAUAAAUGUUCCUUGCACACAGCUUUCAAUGUCAUUUUUUAAUCGGUUAUAUGAUGAAGAUAUUGUAAGAGACAAUGGUCAUAUUGUUAAGUGUUUAGAUUCUUUUUGUGAUCCAUUUCUCAUUUCUGAUGAGUUACGAAAAGUUUUGCUAGUGGAAGACUCUGAAAAAUAUGAAGUAUUCAGGCAACCAGACAGAGAAGAGUUCCUGUUUUGUCUUUUUAAACAUCUUUGCCUUGGUGGAUCCCUUUGUCAGUAUGAAGAUGUGCUUAAUCCAUACCUGGAAACAACAAAACUUAUCUAUAAGGAUCUGGUGAGUGUUCGAAAGCAUCCUCAAACCAAGAAAAUACAAAUUACUUCUUCUAUCUUUAAAGUCACAGCCUAUGAUUCUACUGGUGUGUGCUACCCUUCAACAAAGAACCAUGAACAGACAUUUUCUUAUUUUAUUGUGGAUCCUAUCAAGCGUCAUGUUAAUGUUUUAUACCAUUGUUAUGGUGUAGGGGAAAUGUCUUAAAUAGGUUUUCAGAUUGCCUUUCUACUAUUUUUAACUUAAUAUUUUUCUAUUUCAAUACUAAUUUAUAGAUAUUUACUUUGCAUAAUAAUUCAAGUAAAAUGUUGAAUUUGCUUAGAACAGAAGAAAGCAAACACCAAGAUGCCUUUCUCUGAAUUUGUCUGGCACACUCACACAGGAAUCCCUAAUAUAAUCUAUGCAAAACAGUUGUGGAACUUUUAUAGAAAGUUACAAGGAACUAAAUAUCUAGUUCAUAUUUGUUGCAUUUAGAUUCAAGUGAGAAGAUUUUCCAUGCAUUUUAUUUUAGAAACUAAUUCUGGAUUGGAAUUGUAGCAGGAAACUAAACAUCUCUACCACCAAUUAUUUAUAUGAAGCGUUCUCCUUUCCAACUUGCAUUUAAUUUGGUUACAUUUUUUCAUUGCAUUUAUGUAUCUAGAAUUAGGAAAAGCAUAGUAAUAUUUUUAUUUCAUUUGUUCUACUUUAAAAUCCUCAAUUCAAAGAAUAAUGUUCUGAAAAUUAUUGUAAGCUCUUUUUAUCACACAAUAAAUUAAAACUGCAGCGACCCAUAGCUAAUAAAAAAAGCUACAUGUAAACAUAGAAAAUUGCCCUGAUGGUAUUAUUAAGCUGGCAAAAGAAAUGAGAAGCAAAUUUUCUUGGUACUCUCUCUGAUUACAUUCAUCAGGUGAAUGUAAAACUUAGAUUUCUAUUUUUAAACAUAUGAUUAACAUAUGUUCCAUUGAUGAUGGGAAGCUUUCAAGAAAUGUUGAAGCCAGAUGCAGUAGCACAUGCCUGUAAUCCCCGCAGCUGAGGAGGCUGAGGCAGAAGGAUUUCUAAGCCAGCCUCAGCAAAAGAGAGGCACUAAGCAUCUCAGUGAGAGCCUGUCUCUAAAUAAAAUACAAAAUAGGUCUGGGAGGGGCUGGGGCUGUAGCUCAGUGGUAGAUCACUUGCCUUGAUAUUCAUGAGGCCUUGGAUUCAAUCCUCAGCACCAUAUAAAAUAAAGGUAUUGUGUCUAAAAUAGGGCUGGGCAUAUGGCUAAGUGGCUGAGUGCCCCUGAGUUCAAUCCCCAGUAUCAAAAAGAAAAAAGAAAGAAAUGUUGAGACUUUGAAGAGGAGCAAGUUUAGAAUAUGUGUUUCUGUGUUUUAGGAACAAGGAUGAUAAUCUUGGAUUUGAAUCUAGAAGGAAGCAUGGCAACUUGGGUAUAGAGUUAAGGAUAGAAAGUUUGUUCUUUCUUAAUACCUAGAAGAAUGAGAAAAAUGACUUGGCACAUUUAAUGUUUAUUGAAUGAUAUUUUGAUAUAGAUUGUAUAUGCCUAAUCUGAUAUGGCACUGAAACUAUUUCAGAUUUCAGAGUUUUUUGUGUUUUGGAAUAUUUGCUAGUUGCACAUUUAAUCCAAAAAUCCAAAAUCCUAAAUGUUCCAAAAUGUAAAACUUUUUUGAGUGCUGACUUUGCACAGAAUUUCAAAUUUCAUAGCAUUUCAGAUUUCAGAUUUGUACACUAGGGAUAUUUAACCUCUAAUAUCCACAGAUUUUUUCCCCUGAAUUUCUUUUUUUAAAUAAGUUUCUUAAAUUUUUUAAUCAAUAUAUAGUAAUUGUACAUAAUUGUACUGUUCAGGGAACAGUAUGACAUUUCAAUGCAUGUUUACACUUCCUAAUGUUAAAUUAUAUAAAAACAAAACCAAGAACUAAAUUUGUCUUUGCUACCAAUCUUGCUGCAAAAUACAUAAUCUCCUAGGACCUGAGAACCCUCUCAAUCAAUUGAACAAUUAGUAAUUCUUUUUUAAUACCAAGUCUAUGCAAGACAUUGUGCGAUUUACUUUAGGGAUCCAUGCAUGUGCAUUCCUUAUAAAUCAAGUAGGGAAGGUAAUGACUAAGAGUGUUACUAUAGACAGUUAUUGUUACAUGAAUACAGAGAGGGCAGAAAUCAAUGGGAGUGGAACUUUAGGGCUCAGUCUGGCUUCUGUGAAAGGACUGGUAGGUUUUCUACAACUGAAAAAGAGAAGUUCAGGGUAGCGUGAGAUGAGGCAGGAUGUGCUAAGCCUGACUAUGGGAUGAAAUUCCAGAGGUAAAAGAUGGGAAACUGAGAAAUUGUCAAAUUGUCCUCUCAGCUCCAAAGCAGGAAGUAGAAUGCAUCUUUGAGGAAACAUUGCUCCAUUGUUUGGGGGAAAUCAGUUUAAUGAACCUUCUAUGAUUAUGCAAAUUAUCUAAAUGGAGAGGAAUAAUAGGAGGGUGAUAAAAAAGUUUGGGAUAGGCUAUCAGAUUGCCUGAAUUCUUACUUAAUUCUGCUAUUACUGUGUGACCUUGAGCUGAUUACUUAAGCUUUCUGUGCUUUAUUUGCCUUUACUAUAAAAUGGAGAAAAUAGUAAAGCUCCCUCUGAGUUAAUUUUGAAAAUUACAUAAAUUAGUGCAUAUAUAUUGGGCUUAUAGUGGUGCUAAGCAGUUUAAGUUUUCAUGAAUUUUGGCUGUAUUCAUUCUCUACUGAGGAAAUAUGAAAAAAUAAGAAACCAAACUGUAUAAUAAUGUAAAAAGUUGUCAUUCUUGGGGUCAAAAUGCUUUUCUACAGAUUGCAAUCACCUUGACUAGAUAGAGGGGAAAUUUGGUUUAUCCUCCAUGUUUGGAUCCCAGAAAAUAUGAAGACCCUGAGUGUGGACACCAGAAUGGGGGGGACAUUGUUUUCAUUUGUUUGUUGUUUUAUUUUCUUACCUGAGAAAUGUUUUACUAAUUUGUUUAAUAUUUAUUUCUCAUGAAAACAGGGCUUUUGUCUGUUUUCUUAUCCCUUGUAUCCCCAAGGCCUAGCAUAGUAACUGGCACUUGAAAGAUACUCAGUAAAUAUCCAUUUUCCAGCUGACAAGAGUUCAUUGGAGGAAGAGAAGCUGGCCCUUGAAGUAUGACUGUUGCUAGAUGGGGAGUGAGGAAAGGGGAAAGACUGGCAAUGGAAAUCAGGGAACAUCAGUAUGGAACCCUCUUUGCAGGUGGCUGGCCAGUGAACUCUAGCAACCCUUAUAUCUAGAUUCUCAACUUAAGUUUUCUGUACAGUAGCCCCCUAGUUAUUCUAAACUUGUUAAAUUUUGUGAACUAUUAUAGCCUAGAUUUAGCUGUACAGCGUGGGAUUAGAUGUGCAGCCUGGGACUAUGCCUGGGUCAACAUUGUCCCUAGAGAACAGCAGCAGCAGCCUGUAGAAGCUGGCUUUGUAAAAGCAAGCUCUCAACAACUGAGGGUAAAAGUUUUUCUGGAAUGAGACAACUGACUAUGUGACAAUUGACAUCACAAGUGUCAUGUAAGUGGUUUUCUGGGACUUGAGAACAUUCUUCAGAAAUUCCAAAUAUUACUUAAUGAGAAAUGUCUCCCAGAACUCUAAUUUGGAUAGUAAAAAGAUUUAGGCUGAAGGCUAGAAAAUCUGGACACAUAGGUCCCAUAAGCAAAAACAAAAACACACAUUGUGGUUUGGGGACAUAAGCACAUGUCAGUAGGUGAUUAAACUGAGUAAUCCUCUUCAGGAGUUCUGGAUACCGCCAGGAAAAGAGACGAACCUGUUUACUGAAGCACAAAACUAAGAAAUUUAAAUCCUUUUAAAUAUAUAAUAUUUACCAGUAAUCAGAGCUUUUUGAGCAGGGGUAGUAAUCAUGUGAUAUUCUGGAAAAAUUAGACUGGCAGUGAUGACUUGGGGUUAAGAAAGUCCAGUGACCAAAUAGAAGAUUAUAGUAGUAGUUAAAACACCAAAUAACUUAUCUGAGUUAAUGACAAUGGAAUGUUCUCUGGGUAUCAUGAAUUAUGAGACAAUGAAAUGCUCAUUAGAAAAAGAAAAAAAACGGGCUGGAGGUGUGGCUCAAGCGGUAGCGUGCUCUCCUGACAUGCGCAAGGCGCUGGGUUGGAUCCUCAGCACCACAUACAAAUAAAAUAAAGAUGUUGUGUCCACCGAAAACUAAAAAAUAAAUAAAUAUUUUAAAAAAGAAAAAAACAACGCAAGAAAGGGUUCAUUAGAAAAAAAAUACAACUCAACAAAGGUUUCACCAGCAGGGUGGAUUAUGAAAUGAAAGGUAUCUGAAGUACUAAGGAUGGGGAAGUGGGAACUAUAGUAGGAAAUUGUGGUGAGAUAGGGGAAAUCCCUCCUCCUGAGUCUUCCCCAACUGUUCUGAUUCACAGACCUGUCAUUCUUGUUUCAAAUUAUUCUCAACAAGUUUUGUGCCUUAGAACUUUGAAAAUAGGUCUGAAAGUUCUAAAACCUGAAUGGUACCUUGUUAAACCAGCCUCAGAGGAGCAUACCUGUAAUCCCAGCUGCUCAGGAGGCUGAGGCAAGAGGAUCGCAAGUUUGAGGCCAGCCUGAACAACUUAGCAAGACCCUCAGUAAUUUAGUGAGAGUCCAUCUCAGAAAAUAAAAAAGAUUGAGGAUUUUUCUCAGUGGUAAAAAUGCCCCUGAGUUCAAUCCUCAGUGCCAUAGUAUGAAAAGAGAGAGAGACAAACAGAAACACAGAGAAAGAAAUACCAAAUUAUGUCCAAAAAACUUGAAGUCUUGUUGGAGAGAUAUGCUACUCAUAGUCGGGCCUGUAAUCCCAGCAACUCUGAGGGCUGAGGCAGGAGAAAUGCAAUAUAAACUCCAGCCUGGGCAAGAUGUGGUGGCCUAUAUUCCGGAAGCCGGCAGAAGGAUCCCAAGUUUAAGACCAGCCUCAUCAACUUAGCAACACCCUGUCUCAAAAAUUUAAAAGGCAUAUGGAUAUAACUUAGUGGUAAAGCACCCUGGGGUUCAAUCCCCAGUACCAAAAUAAAUAAAAGAGAGCUGAGAAUGUAGCUCAGCAGUAGAGUGCCAUUGGAUUCAAUUUCCAGUACUUGGGGAGAAAAAAGACACAAAUGUUAAUAUUACUAGUAGUACAAGAUAGCUGAUAAGUAUCAGAGAUGAUAAUUGCUAAAGAGUUGAGCAGAAAAAAUCAUAUCUAUACAGGGUAGUCAGGAAAUUCUUCCAAGAGAAUCUGGGGGUCUUAUAAGAGAAAUUGGUAAAGGAACAAAAGAAUGGAAUAUCACUUGAAGAAAAACAAAAACCAAGAAAGAUUAAAAUGUUUCACAUGCAUGAGUACAUUACAAAGAAAUCUACUUAAGUUUUGUAGGGGUUACUACAUCUUUCUCCUUUACAUUAACUGUAUGGUUAAAAUAUUUAGCAAGAAAUCAGUCUAUUUUUAUACUAGCAGCAUUAUUUAACAUUAAUUACAUGAACAAACUAGUAUCCCUCACCAAAAAGUGUUUUAUAGUUCCAGAAGCAGAAUGAAAAUAUUAUUUUUAUUUCCUUUAUUUCAGUCACUGAUGUUAUUGCAUGACAUAUUUUAUGUAAUCCUCUCAUCAAACCCUUUUGAGAUUAACUAAAUCAGUAGAAUCUUGGGUUUAUAAGUGACAGAAAACUCGAUACAAAUUAUUUUUAAGCAAAAAAUAGAUUUAUAAGCUCAUGUUACUGAGAAGUUCAAUAGUAUUUUGACCUGACUUUUCUCCUGAUUUAAUACAGGACAUAUUUUUUUCUCUCAGUGCAUUUUCUCUCUGUUGACUUUUUCUUUUUUUUUUUAAUAUUUAUUUUAGUUUUAGGUGGACACAAUAGCUUCAUUUUAUUUUUAUGUGGUGCUGAGCAUCAAACCUAGUGCCUCACACAUGCUAGGCGAGCGUUCUACCACUGAACCACAACCACAGUACCCCCCGCCUUUUUUUUUUUUUUUUGGUAGUAGAGAUUUAAACCAGGGCCAUUGUACUACUGAGCUAUAUCCCCAGCCCUUUUUAUUUUUUAUUUUGAGACAGGUUCUUGCUAAGUUGCUUAGGGCCUUGUAAGUUGCUGAGAAUAGCCUUGAAUUUGGAAUCCUCCUGCCUCAGCCUCCCAAAUCUCUGGGAUUACAGGCAUACACUGCCUAUUGACUCCAUUCUUAAGCCACAUACAUCUUCUCAUGUAAUGCAAAAUUGUCAGAAUACCCAGCAUAUAUCCUAUGGAGUUCAAAAACAGUAACAAACUAGAAAAUAAUAUCUCUCUCUCUCCCAAGAGUCUAUUUUUAUAUUAGCAGCAUUAUUACUAGCAUACUAGCAGGAGAAGUUCCAUUGGCUCUCAUGGGGUGCUGUGCCUAUUCCUUAACCAAUCCUUGUAGCCUGAAAUGCUAGCAUUGGAUUGACCAAACCUGAGAUACAUACCACUCAGACAUAUACUACUCAGAGAUGGAGUGUAAUGAGAGCCCUAAAUUCAAAAUGAGGAGCAGUUACAGAAAAACAGCUUUCUGACAUUAAAAACAAAAAUAAACUAGCUCCCCUCGUUAGUCAGAGGAUGUACUUAUAGUUACAGAAGCAGAAAAUAAGCUAGUUGUCAAAGAUUACUAUCAUAUCUCCACUUUACAUGAAUAAGCUAAAAAGAGGUUAAAUAAUUUGCUGUAUGUCACAGGGCAAUAAGUGCUGAGUUAGGAUUUGAACCCCCAACUGGUCUCAAUCCCACAAAUAAAAAAUGGUUUUCAAUCCUGGUUUGCUUGAGAAUGAGCGAGGCUUUUUACAAACACAGAUGACUAAUGUCCACCUACCUUGAUCCCUGGUGAUUGAUCAUCUCUGCAGUGGAUCCAGCCAUUGCUUUUUUUCUCUUAAUAUGUAAAAAAACCCCAGCCUUACCUCAGAUUUUCUUAAGGAAAGCUUCUACUCUUAAAAUAUUUCUCUCCUUUCUAGAAGUAACCAAUAUCUUGAAAUCUGUGUUCAUCCUUCUCCUACAUAUAUUUUUGCUUUUUAUAUGUUUCCUUUAACAAUAUAUUAUGCUAUUUAAUGAAUUUUUAAAAGUUCCAUAAAUGCAAACACUAUCCAAAGGGUUUUGGUUUUUUGUUGUUGUUGUUGUUGUUGUUUGUGGUACUAGAGAUUAAACCUAGGGCCUUAUGCAUGCUAGGCCUGUGCUGUACCACUAAGGUAUUCUCCCAUCCCUUUUUAUUUUUUUAUUUUGAGACAUGGUCUCCUAAGUUGCGGAGGCUGGCCUCAAACUUGUUUUCCUUCUGUCUUAGCCUCUGGAGUAAGUGGGAUUACAGGCAUGAGCCAAUAUACCCUGCUCAACCUUUUUUUCCUUAAUAUUUUUGCUGGCCUCAAACUUGUUUUCCUUCUGUCUUAGCCUCUGGAGUAAGUGGGAUUACAGGCAUGAGCCAAUAUGCCCUGCUCAACCUUUUUUUCCUUAAUAUUUUUUUCAAAUUUAUCUAUGUUGAUUCUUGUAGCUUUUAUUCAUCCAUCUUAAUUUAAUGGCUUUACCUUAUUUAUCCACCCCCUUAUCAUUAGAUAUUUUGAUUAUAUGAACAAUGCUGAAAUUAAUAUAAUUGUACUUGUCUUCUACAGAGUGUUCUCUAGGCUUAUAUUUUGUAAAAUUCUUGAGUUGUAUGAUAUAUUUAGCCUCACUUGAUCUUCACAAAUUGCUCUCUGAAGUAAUUGCAGCAACUUAUGCUUCUACCACAGAUAUAAGAAUUCCUAUUGCACCAUUGUCUAGCCAACAUUUAGUAUAUGUCAAAUCUGUAAUUUUUUAAAUUUAAUAAAUAUAAAAUGGUUUUAUUAUUUUAA